Molecule: messenger RNA, 3922 nt
Organism: Neodiprion fabricii
Lineage: Eukaryota; Metazoa; Arthropoda; Insecta; Hymenoptera; Diprionidae
Product: Fanconi anemia group J protein-like
Exons: 16
Coding region: 124-3423 (1099 amino acids)
Biological process (GO): nucleotide-excision repair; double-strand break repair involved in meiotic recombination
Cellular component (GO): nucleus
Molecular function (GO): DNA binding; ATP binding; hydrolase activity, acting on acid anhydrides, in phosphorus-containing anhydrides
Source: RefSeq, a predicted model, not a curated record
CAUCGAAGCGUCGAGUGCCGGGCGAAAGUCGGCCCCGCUAAGCUCCGGCUAUUUGUGUCCUCUAACCUCAAUGUUUGCCUUCGACGUUCGCCGACAAACCAGCAGAUAGGUCACCUCCGGGCGAUGCUCAUCGUUCUGGCAGCGAUAUUCAUCAUCGUCUGUGUCUACUCAGCAUCCCUCGCCUUCGUAAGACGGCGCCUCGAUCCUCCGUCACCAAUGGCUGGAAAAUUCAAUCCACGCAUCGCGCAGGAUGUCUUAAAUAUAACGAAUGAUGAAGACAGUGACUUGUUGACCGAGCAGAGUUCCGCCUCAAAUUUGAGCGGCGAUGACGAUGAUGCGGAGAAAAGUGAAGAGCUGCAGUACACGGAGAUGCAGAUCGAAGAACCGCCGAGCUUUUUCAAUUCUCAGUACCUGAACCCCGGUCUUGCGUUUAAAAAGAACUCCAAGCAGUCAAAGCCGUCUGAAAACGAGGAGGAGAAGGAAGAGGAGGAUAAUGAAAACGCCGAGGAGAAACAAGUCGAGGAAAAGAAAGACGAAGACGAAGAGGACGGCAUUUUUCAGCUAAAAGAGACCAAGAAACGGGAAUCAGUGAUCAACGCCAACGUCUACGACGCUUCCAGCGAUCGGAGCGAAAGCUCAAGCUCCAGUUCGAGUUCGCGAAGGGGUCGUCAGCCCCGCAAGCCCCGCAAGUCGCGAAAGCGCAAAAAUCUUCCGGAAUCCAGCUCCGCGACGUUGGAAAGAUGGUCGAUUCUCAAUUGGCGUGAAAAGCGGGACGAGACGACGAGGAAGAAAAUGACGAGGAUAGACGCGGCGAAGGCGAUACUCGGCGAUGGUUUUUCCGGUGGUUGCUACUCGGCAGGUCCCGCUACUCCUGCGAAUGCCCCGGACGAAUGCCACAAGAAAAUAUUCAAGCACAUCACCAUUGCUCUGGAGGGAAAGGAGGUUCCCACCCCGAAGGAGGUACACCAUGAAGAACUGUACAUCGCCGGUGUCAACGUCAAGUUUCCGGUCAAACCUUAUCCGUCGCAGAUCGCCGUUAUGAACAAGCUGAUUCAAGGAUGCAAAAAAUCGGAACAUUGCUUACUGGAGAGUCCUACGGGAAGCGGGAAGACCCUGGCUCUGCUCUGCGGAGUUUUGGCUUGGCAGGAGAAGGAGAAUGAGGAAUUCCGACAGCAGGUUGAAGAAGUGUUUGAGAAUGCGAAUGCCGCAUUGUACGAAACGGAAUCCGAAUCUGAUAAUAAAGGCGCUGAGGAAUGCGCUCCAUCGACUGCGAAAGCGCAAAAUGCUAAACCUGAACCGAGCUGCGCGCAGAACUGGAACAAUGUUAUUGACAUUUCCGAUGACAAUGAAUUUCAACCGUGUAAAAAAAUCUGUCAUUCGCAAUCGCCAAAUUCCGCGUGCCAAGUCGAGAAGACGUCCACGGAAAUCGUAAUAGAUGUCAGCCCCGAUGCAGUCUUUGAAAUCCAGAAAGUAAAAAGAAAGGUACCAAAAAUAUAUUACGGAUCGCGGACGCACAAGCAAAUAGAGCAAGUAGUAAGGGAAUUGAAGAAAACUGCGUACGCCUAUAAAAAAAUGACGAUUUUGAGCAGCAGGGAGUUCACUUGCAUACAGGGAGGUGAUCAGAAUAAAACCGAGUUAUGCACAAAGCUCCUCGACCCAACCAAGGGUCAAGGGUGCAGGUAUUUCAAUGAAAAAACUAGAACUAGAAUAUCGACAAACUGGGCUUUACACGGAUUAGGAAUCAACGGACCUUGGGAUAUCGAAGAUUUGGUGAAAGUUGGGAAACAAGAAGCAGCCUGCCCCUAUUUCGCAGCGAGAGAUCUUAUGAUGGAAGCCGAAAUUAUUUUCUGCCCUUAUAAUUAUUUAGUUGAUCGAAAUAUACGCGAAAGUAUGCAAAUAAAUCUUCAAGGUGACAUCGUAAUUCUUGACGAAGCUCACAAUAUCGAAGAGAUGAGCAGGGAUGUGGGAAGCUUGUACUUUCGGGUGGACAAAAUUUUAGAAGUUAUAGCCGAGUCCAAGCUGCUUUGUAUAAGACGAAAGGAGGAUAAUGCUACGUAUAAAAUAAUUCAAACGUAUCUUGAGAAUCUUGUGGAAUUCAUUCACGUCAAUAACCUUAAUACGGUGGACAAAUUCAGCGAAACGUGUAGCAGCGAUUUUUGGACGGGUGUUCAGCUUUGCGAAUUGUUCAAUAUUCAUUCGUUGGGAAAGGGAACUGCGAAAACAUUCGAAAAAGCUGCAUCUGAGGCAAUAAUGGAUUUCAAUAAAGCGAAAGAGGAGAUGUCCAGAAACCAGGAUAUCGAACCAUUUCCCGUAAUAACACCAUUGACGAAAAGGUUUUUGGAAGAUUUCACGCUUGCUCUUCAAGUUAUGGCUUCGGAGAAACUCGCCAACGAUUACAGGGCCUGCAUUGUAGAAGCUUACGUCAAAGAUUUUUCCCAAGGAUAUUCCGAAAAGCGUUUGCGCACUCUUCAGAUGCUCUGCAUGAAUCCAGCAGUCAUUUUUGCGCCAUUAGCGAACGCUGCAAGGUCCGUCGUUCUCGCAUCCGGCACUCUGUCUCCAACGAGCUCGUUUCAAAGUGAAUUGGGAACUGCCUUUCCGCACAAGCUAGACGCAAAUCACGUUGUGCCGAAAGAAAAUGUCUACAUUAGAGGGAUUGGAUGCGGCCCCACCGGAGUUCAGCUCAAGGCGAACUACGCCAAUGUGAACUCCUUGAGUUUUCAAGAUGAAUUAGGAAGACUGGUUCUCGAUGUCUGCAAGGUUGUGCCGCACGGGAUUCUCUGCUUUUUCUCGUCGUACAGUAUGAUGCAAAAGCAGAUAGACAGAUGGAAGCUAAAUUCUACCUGGGCACGACUAGAAGGUAUGAAACACGUCCUCCAGGAGCCGCGAGGUUCCAGUAACCUCGAACCGGUGAUGCAGAAAUACAGAGAAAUAAUCAAAUCGACAUCGGAAGGGCCGCAAGACGGCAUUACCGGAGCUCUGUUGCUCGCAGUUUUUAGGGGAAAAGUCGCCGAAGGAAUUGAUUUCAGCGAUAAUGAGGCACGCUGUGUCAUGGCGGUUGGGAUACCCUACGCCGUCAGAAAAGAUCCGUCGGUAGAUACGAAAUUCACGUACAAUGACAUGAAUCAGCUGAAAGGUUUGCUCAAGGGUGGCGAGUGGUACGCUGUGCAGGCCUUUAGGGCUUUGAAUCAGGCCCUUGGACGUUGUGUCAGACAUCGAAACGAUUGGGGAGCCGUACUUCUUAUUGACCAACGAUUUACGGAAAAAUCCAGUUACAACUAUUUACCAAAAUGGGUAAAGACAAUGUGGAGAGAUUCUGCGCGGUAUAAUCUCACCUGGGAACUAGAGCAGUUUGUUGCCAGACAUGUGGAACGAACAAAAAAUGAAAAAUCUGAUUCUGUUGACCAAAAAGUUUUGGCCCCGUAACACAUGCAUGUAGACUUUAAAAAAUCAUCGAGUUAAGCCUUAAUAACUGUUAUUACUUCCGAUGACUGUGUUAUAUUCGUCUUAUUUUACGAAUAAGAAAUAGUUUCUAAUCAUUACUCUCUGCAACUCUGCAAAAUAUCAACAAGCAGUAACGGAACAUCAUAACACUUUUCCGCAUUUACGAUUUUGGUGACUUGUAAUUCUACUAUUAUGCUAAUUAAUUCUUGUCCGGUUCAGGAAUUCGAUAAUUGUACCUUGUGAAUUUCAAGAAACUGUAGCCUUCGUCAGGUGCUGCAACUACCAGAUAAUAUUAACUGAUGUCAGAAAUCACAUUCCCAAUUUUGGAAUACCAGAUAAAUCCGUCCGUAUAUACUCGCUUGAUCCGCGUAUGUGAGAUUUCUUUUUGAAUAUUAUUUUUCUUGUAUUUUAGAACCUUGUUGCAGGAACAUUUCGUUGAAAAAUUUAAUAUUUUGAAAUGUUGAAAUAAUUUUGUUGCGUU